AUGGAAGUGCAAUCUCAGGGACACAGCCCUCCGCGGCGCCUGCGCAGAAUGGCCCCGGGAGCUUGCUCCUCCCUCGCCCCUCCGCGCCGCCGCAGAACCUGGAACAAUGAGCAGCCAGGGCGCCUGCGCGCCAGGAGCGCCGGCCACACCUGCGCAGUGGCUCAGGUCCGUGCGGCACGGGUGGCUCGCGGCGUCAUCAGGCGGCACCCGGGAGCAGGAAAGGACCCUUGCUGCUAUUUUCAGGACCGAGUGGCACGGCUGCAUCACUGCCGGAUGGCAAUCCAGGAUCUCGGCCUCGACAGGCUCAUCAGGCGAAAGAACGUGGAAACCACGGGGACCCAGAGACUCGGCGGGCCCCACCCGGCUUCCCUGCGGGGGAGGCGCUGUGACGAGCCACUGACAGGCGCAACGAAAGGCAGCCUUCUGCUGCUUGGAGCAAAGCAGAGGCGGGGGCUGCCCACGUGGGGACGGGCGCGCCGAGGGCGGUGCUCGAGGCUGCGGGGACCCCUAGCUGAAGCGCGCGGACGGGGGCUCGGGGUGGAACAAGAGUGUCAGGAUGUCGGAGAAGGCUGUCUACCGGGGAGAGGGCGUGCUCCUCUCUUGACCAGAGGGGUCCUAGUCACCAUGGAGGACCCGCUUCUCGAAGAGACCAUGGAGCAGCUGGAUUCAAAAGAGAGGAGUCCCCCCAGUGCAGGAGGCGACAUCCGCCAUCUGGGGGCCCUGCAGUGCACCCGCUGCCUCAUCACCUUCGCCAAUUCCAAGUUCCAGCAGCACCACAUGAAGCGGGAGCACCCAGCCGACUUCGUGGCCCAGAAGCUGCAGGGGGCGCUCUUCAUCUGCUUCACCUGCGCCUGCUCCUUCCUCUCCUCCAAGGCCCUGAGCGCCCACCAGCGCAGCCACAGUCCUGCUACCAGGCCCUCCCUGACGGUUGCACCCACCAUUGCCCAGACCACCUUCCCCUGCCCUGAUUGUGGAAAGACCUUUGGGCAGGCUGCUUCUCUGAGGUGGCACCGCCAGGUGCAUGAAGCUCGCUUCCCUCCUGGCCCGUUUGCCUGCACUGAAUGUGGGCAGGACUUUGCCCAGGAAGCUGGGCUGCAUCAACACUACAUCUGGCGCGCCCGUGGGGACCUCUGAGUGCAGCUUCAGCCCUCCCCAGGGCAAAGGGGGCUCUGUGGUUGGUGGGACCUACCUUUAAUAAUGGGAUGGGCCCUUGGAGGAGUUUGCUGGAAAGGCAAAGGGCUCCUGAUAAAUAGAACCCAGAAUAUGCUCUUUAGAACUUCAGUCCUUGGAGGACAGAAAGGCCUUCGGUGAAAUAACACAAUCGUGAGAUCUUUUGUUAAAAAAUAUAUGUAAGAGGGAAAAUUAUUUUUAUCUCCCUCAUUCCCACUUAAGUAGUUUGAAAUCACAAGCAACUGUAGAUUGUGUAAUCAUCUUUAAUUCUUCCCAAAUGGAUGCCAUGGACCGUAGGAGCAAAUUGCCCUGGCUUUGUGCCUGACUGGGGGCCGGGAAGGUGAGUGUUGCUGGCCUGUGAAGCCACCAGAUGGGUCCCAGACAUGGAGCAGCUCCAGCCUUUGGGGAUGGGCAGCAAAGUUAUGAGCUGUACUGAGUAAUGUGGGGGUGCAGUUCAAAUCUGUCUUCUCCCGACCCUCUCCCAGCCUUUCCCACUCGAGGGGCCAUGGCAUUGGGUGGCUUUGUCCUCCCACCCCAGAUAAUUUAAAUAAUUUUAUGCACCAUUUUGGUCAUGGGAUAUUUUGUAUAUGUUAGGUGACAUGAAUAAACUAACAGAAAUAGUAUCUAAAAACAGAAAAGCUCUACAUUAAGAUAGCUAAACAAGGAACUCUGGUUUUUCAGCAGAAAUCCCCAGAGUACAUAAGAAGGGCAUGAGGAGGGGGAUCUCAGGCCAUAGCCCUAUGAGGAAACUGGUUUGGAAUCAAACAGAGAUACCUUCUGUUUCCUGUUGUAUUUGGCCAACAUUGGGAGAUUUCCCAUUAAGAUCCUAUUUUCAGCUCUUGAAAAGCCCAUCCUCAGCUGAGUGGCCAAUUUAACUCCUUGCAUUACCUGCCCUGCCCCUAGACCAGGGGUGGGCAAACUUUUUGACUCGAGGGCCACAAUGGGUUCUUAAACUGGACGGGAGGGCCGGAACAAAAGCAUGGAUGGAGUGUUUGUGUGAACUAAUAUAAAUUCAAAGUAAACAUCAUUACAUAAGAGGGUACGGUCUUUUUGUUUGUUUGUUUUAUUCAUUUCAAACGGGCUGGAUCAGGCCUGCGGGCCGUAGUUUGCCCACGGCUGCCCUAGACACAAUGGUUGAUGCCCUUUUUACAAUAAUCAUUGACUCAUUUAAAUUGAGGGAUGUUUUUAAAGCCCACAGGUGGGAUGGAUGUGGUAGUGACUAAUAGCUGUCUCCCAAUUUUUAGCUAGGCACAUGAUGGCUACAAAGACCACAUUUCCCAGGUUCUCUUGCAGCUAGCAGUGGCCAUGUGACUAAGUUCUGGCUAAAUUCCUGGGUAGAGUCCUCAAGCUUCAGAAAGGGACAUGCCUUUCUUCCACCUUCUGCCUGGAAUGUGGACAUGGUAUCCAGCCAUUUUGGACCAUGAGAGCAACAGGUGGGAUGGCAGAGCAACUUCAUGCAGCAGUGCCAUCGUAUCAGCCCGAGAACACCCACUUCCCUACUGUUAUAAGAGAGAAAUAAGCCUCUAUCUUGUUUAAGCUGCCAUUAGCUUGGGUCUCUUGUCACAUGCAGCAGAAUGUAUAGCCUAAGGCAGGUGUCUGCAAACUAUGGCCAAAUCCAGCUUACCUCCUGAUUUUGCAAAUAAAGUUUUAUUGGAACACA
Molecule: messenger RNA, 2830 nt
Organism: Myotis myotis
Lineage: Eukaryota; Metazoa; Chordata; Mammalia; Chiroptera; Vespertilionidae
Gene: ZNF576
Product: zinc finger protein 576
Biological process (GO): regulation of transcription by RNA polymerase II
Cellular component (GO): nucleus
Molecular function (GO): DNA-binding transcription factor activity, RNA polymerase II-specific; RNA polymerase II transcription regulatory region sequence-specific DNA binding
Source: RefSeq, a predicted model, not a curated record